GACACUUUCUCUCGUCUUCGAAUGUGAGUUUAACUUGAAGCCUAUGGAACUGAAUUCGGUCUUUCUCGUCAUUUCAAUUGAUAUGAACCUCAUUAACACAUUUCUCAGCGAUGCCUUUGACGAAGCCGGAGAGAGUGAAGGCGCUCGCUCGCGACCAAAACUCACACCUCCCAACACACCACCCAAGCCUUCUCGGGGACUUGUCUCACCAAAGAAGAUGCCUCGGAUUCCUGCAACACCGCACCAACCCAGCUCGGAUAUUUUCUGGAGCCGUGAGUUCGUCGACGAGUGGAACGACGAACACUCGCCACGGAAGCAGCUGUUCCCCGAUGCUACCAAGCGCAGCCCGGAGAAGCACAGCCCGGAGAAAAAGAAGGCCUCGACGAAGACGGCGACGGACCGUGAGUCAAAGAAGGCGUUUGAACAGGCCAAGCACGACACGGCCGAAAAGUUUCUCGGAGAGCUCGACACGGUCAUCACGGGCGGGAAGCUCUCGGAGCUGGCAGCUUCCACGGGAGGCAUCAAGCUGAAAUGGACCAACAAGCUAAACACGACGGCGGGCCGGGCAAACUGGAAGCGUGAGACGAUCCGGUCCAGCCACAAGAGAGGCGACCCUGCUGCCGGCGGUGCUGCCGCUGGCGGUGCGACUGCUCCCGAUGGCACGACCACCGUAGUCCAGCACAACCACUACGCGUCCAUCGAGCUCGCCGAGAAAGUGAUUGACGACGAGCACCGGUUGCUGAACGUCAUGGCGCACGAAUUCUGCCACCUGGCCAACUUCAUGGUCAGCGGCAUCACCAAGAACCCGCACGGCAAGGAGUUCAAGGCGUGGGCGGCCAAGUGCUCGCGAGCGUUUGGCGACCGCGGCAUCGAGGUGACGACCAAGCACUCGUACGACAUCGACUUCAAGUACGUGUGGCAGUGCACGGCCUGCAGCCUCGAGUUCAAGCGCCACUCCAAGAGCAUCGACCCCGGCCGCCACCGCUGCGGCAGCUGCAAGAGCGAGCUGCGCCAGAUCAAGCCCGCGCCCCGCGCUGCCUCCGCAAAGCCCAGCGAGUACCAGGCCUUCAUGAAGGUGCAGAUGAAGCUGAUGAAGGAGGAGAACCCAAAGAGCCCGCAGAAGGAUAUCAUGAAGCUCGUCGCCAGCAAGUGGGCGCAAAAGGGAGGAGGAGCAGCCGCAGCCGCCAGCGGACGCUCUGUCUCGCCAGCCGACAGCGGCAACAGCAGCAGCGGGGGCUUCCGAGAUGUGUCCAAGGACUUGGAAAAUCUCGUCGCGAUAGAGGACGACUGAGGGGUGGCGGCUGGCUGUUCCCGCACGCCGGGUUUUGUGAAUCCCUCCCAUGUUUAUGAUACCCCCCGUUUAUGGUCCGAGGGCUGAAUCUUUCGAUCCUGGUCUCCUCGAAGAUCGGGGGACGUGUGUCGUGGUGUCAGGGGAGACCCAAUGGUUGUACGAAGGACGCGGAAUCACUGUAUUUAUUGUAUGUAUGGAUAGCACCAUUGCAGCCUCUCUCUUUGCCGCCAUCAAAACUGCCUUUUCGUAUAAGUAGGUAGAAAAAAAGACACUACAGUGGAGCACCGGAGGUGGCUUAAAAUGCUACCUAGCCCGUACAACACAUGGA
This is a messenger RNA of Lasiosphaeria miniovina, 1619 nucleotides long. RefSeq names its product SprT-like family-domain-containing protein. The transcript has a single exon. Gene Ontology annotation, cellular component: nucleus. NCBI's taxonomy places the organism in Eukaryota, Fungi, Ascomycota, Sordariomycetes, Sordariales, Lasiosphaeriaceae. The coding region runs from base 44 to 1291 and encodes 415 amino acids. The record is from RefSeq and is a predicted model, not a curated record.